GCCAGUAGAAAAAUAAAACAACCAGCAAAUUAUAAAAUAAGUGGUUGUUUAGGAUAGCCUCCCUUUGUUUGUGAAUAGCGUUUACAAGUAGUGUACAAACUGGACAUGACGCGAACGGCAGUGAAUCAGCUGGCUGUUGACUUGGUAAAAAAGUUGUGUUGGAUUUCAAGAAACCAGUAAGGUUAUUGUUAGUUGUUUACAAAUCAAAUAGAAAUGGAAGGCGAAAUUUGUUAUUCCGAAAACUUGGAGAGAUUCCACAACCUGACGCCACAAGAGCUGUGGGAACACGUCUUAGAUGAAGAAAACAGCGAAGUCGUGAAGAAACUGCCCACGUACAUUCUGCUGGCUAUUCUAAUGCUGGUCGGGUUGCCAGGCAACGCCUUGGUGAUUCUGGUGUACGGUUUCCGGUUUCCGCCUUCGACCACCAAGAGCUUCAUCAUGGCGAUGGCGUCGUUUGAUCUGCUGAACUGCCUGCUAGGGAUGCCGUUUGAGAUGGUGGACCUGAGGAAGGAUAUAGAUCUGGAUAUCCCCGCAGCUUGUAAGGUGAUGAGGUUCCUGGUGUCCCUCAGCUCUUGUGGAUCGGUCACCGUCCUGGUGGUGGUUGCCGUUGACCGGUUCCGGCGGAUAUGCCAGCCGUUCCGGAAACAGAUGAGUGUACGUCAGAGCAAGAUCCUGGUGGGACUGAUGGUGCUCUUUUCCUUCGUCUUCUGUAGUCCAGCGCUGGUGUUGUACGGCAAGCAGACGGAUUACAGGUUGAACCAUACAGUCCACGAGUGUUCCAUAGACGACGAGUACCGGGGCUCCAUACUGGCAGCGGGGUACCAGUACCUCCUGGGUGGUACCUGGGUCGUCUGCAUCAUCGUCCUCAUCGUCAUGUACGGCUUCAUCAUCGUCAACAUCCACAACCAGAAGAAAAGACGCCGCACCCUCUCGGCGCAGUCGUACGGCAGCAUGCCUGUUUUACCACAGAUCACAAUCUGCCUCACCAACACCAACCACAAUCACAAACCUGACCCGGUCACUACUGAAGUCAUUUCGUGUUCCCGAGAUAAGGUCCUGACGUGUUCGAGAAACGGGAAUUCCACGAUUUACUCUAUCAACGACGCGGACCUUCAAGAGGAAGACUCGCAUCACAACUCCACAUCUCUUCUUGUUAAAGAUGGCGUCAAACUCUCGCGAUGUUCCGAGUUCAACAACUCCGUGAAAAGACUCUUCUCGCGAGAUGUUAAUCCCGUAUUUGACGAUGAAAAAGUAGAGACUCCUGUUGAUGAUAAGAUUGUGUAUGAUGACGAUGAUAUCAUAUCGAUCCUUGAGUGUCCAGUCAGGUCUACGUCUGUCGUGACUAAGACAAGUUUAAAUAAUUAUCUUUCCGGGUCCGUGGACACGUUCCCAGCAUCGAGAAAGGUCUCGAAAGUUUCUUAUGAUUUAGUAGACAACCAAGAGUAUGUUCCGGAAAGAUUCAGAAAAAUGGGGCAUACGUUCGGACGGUUUCGACCUUGGGAUUCUGAGGAGGCGAUGCAGCCCCGGGAGGAGGUGAGGGGGAGGGAGUGGGCGUCACACAGCACCCCCGGGAUAGACGAGUGUGGGUACAGCAGCACGGUCAGACGCGCUUCGUCAAUGCCGGUGUUGAUUGAUUACGUCACUAACACAUCACGUGAGCAGGCGCAGUCACGUGAUGACUGUAACUACGACGACUGUUCGCAAGAAGCGGAUCGCUCAUCUAUCAGAAGCCGGAACAGCCUGAAACACUCGGCGUCGGACGACUCCCUGUGUUCCAUGCCAGGCAGACCACGUGACCUGCUUAAACCAACCAAACUCCGAGCCGCCAACGUCACGUGGGACUCCAUGGAAGUUAACCCUUCAACCACCAGCAACAACUCCGCCUUGCUAACCAGCGCUAAGCUUAGCUCCUGCUCCACGACCUCCAUCAACAAACUCGGGGUGAGCAGUUCCAGAUCAGCCAGCGUGGCCACAACCUCGAACAAACGCCGGAAAUCUUGCAUCCGGCAGAUCCGAACCUCCCGCGUCACCAUCAUGAUGCUCCUCGUCACCCUCGGGUUCGUCCUCAGCUACCUCCCCCACCUCAUCGUCCAAAUCUUCUCCAACCUCGCUCCAACCUUCGUUAUGAAGAUGCUGUGUGUACGAGGGAGCUACUACAUCGCUCACCACUUCUUCAAGCGGUCGUUCUUCAUCAACAACGCCCUCAACCCCGUCAUCUAUAGCUUCUACAACAAGACCUUCCGGUCCAGGUGUAUCCGCUUCAUCAAAUCCCCCAAACAUUUACUCAGUGGCGCCACCCACAGUGUUGAAAACGGGCUUUCCCAAUCCCAAGAUAACGACACCUCGUAAACCUCUGAGGGCUGCUAAGUAGGUCACCAACCCGUUCUACGAUUCAAUAAAACCUGCAUGCGCCAAAGAACUGUUUAUUGACCUACUUACCAGCACUAUAGGUACAGCUGUAUUAAUCUACAGCUGACCCUUAUAUACUUAUAUCAUAACCUAGACUGCCUAAGUAUGAAUGAACUGAAUGCUUCUUCGGUUCUUCAUAUUCCAAACAGAAAGAUUAAAAACAAAUGUUUGGAAACAAUAAUAAUAUGGCUCCAUAGGAGACCAUUUGAUGAUUGUGCAUUGGAUAUCCAAGCA
Physella acuta is the source of this 2643-nucleotide messenger RNA. RefSeq lists its product as uncharacterized. NCBI's taxonomy places the organism in Eukaryota, Metazoa, Mollusca, Gastropoda, Physidae. Gene Ontology annotation, cellular component: membrane. The record is from RefSeq and is a predicted model, not a curated record. Gene Ontology annotation, biological process: G protein-coupled receptor signaling pathway. Gene Ontology annotation, molecular function: G protein-coupled receptor activity.